AAGAAAAUGGUCAAAAUGCGAAAAUCAAAAAAUCAACGACUGCUGUUAAUGAAAAACGAAAAUCAUCAACAUCCAAUACUACUGUUGUUAUUCACGAUGAUAAUAGUGAUGAUCAUCAUAAUAAUGUUGACGAUAAUAAAUCUAAUGAUGAUGAUGAUGAUGAUGAGUUCCAUAAAUCCAAAAUGUUAAAAUGGAUGACAGUAUCGAAUUUGGAAUUUGAAAAUAAUGAUCAAGAUCGAUACCAUUAUCAUAUGAUUGAAUUACGAACCACAUUUGAAACAUUGAUACAAAUGGAUGAAAAGAAUAAACGAUUACAAACAAAAAUUGAAAAUAUUCGUAAAGAAAAUGAACAAUUGGAAUUGAUGAAAGAUGAAAUUGAUCAAAUUUAUGCCAGUUUUAUUACAACAGAAUAAUAAUAUCUACAUCACAAUUCUCUUCUUUUCCCAUAAAUUUCUAAAUCUUUUUUCUUUUGAUAAUAAUCGAUUUAAAAUUUUUGUAAUUCUUAUCCAUUAGUGAUUAGAUUGUGAAAUAAAAUAAAAUAUUCUUGAUGAUAUCCAUAUGGUCACGUGACCAUUGGAUUCCAACAUAUAUUAUGUGCGCGUUUAGCUCAUAUCGAUGUAUGGAGGCAGCGGUAAGCAUUAAUGUUGAAGCCGAAUGAUUAGCUUUAAUACUUAGCUAAUAGCCAAAGAAAAGGAAUGAAAUAAAAAAGAAUCCUUAUUGAUUUCAUAAAUGGAACAACAACAAAAAACGAUAAAAGAAGAAAUUCUCGAUUCGGAUGCAAACAAAUCAUCUGAUUCAUCGAUGAAUACGAAGAAAAAACGUAAAAAAUCCAAAUUGAAUAGUGAUGAAACUGAUGAUAACUCGAUGGCAACAUUAGCGAAUUGUAAAUCGGAUAAUAAUGAUGAUAAUGAUGAAAUGUCUAUGAUGAUGAUGAUUAUGAAUGAUGGUGUUAAUAAUGGUGUUGUUGAAACUGAAUUGCUUGAAUUGUCAAAUGAUACUGUCAUUACUGAUAAUUUUGAUAAUCGUUGGUCAACAAAUGAUUUGAAAACUUUAUUGGAAAAUAUAAAAAAAUGUUUACCACAAAAUGAUUUGACAAAAUAUUCAACAACAUUGGAAAAGACAAUCAAUUGGGAUCAAAUAAAAUUCAAACAUUUCGAUGCAAAUGAAUGUAAAGAAUGUGCAGUGAAUAUUAUAAAUGGAUUACGAAAAUAUCGAACAUUAACCGAAAUGCUUGGCGAUGCAUUCGAAUGGACAAAUAAACGACAUUUAAAUCAUCCUAAUCGACCGAAAAAACCAUGUUCAUUAUUUUUACGAUAUUUUUUAGAAAAACGUCCAAAACUACAACAACAAUAUCCGAAUAAAUCUGUGGCUGAAUUGGCGAAAAUUUUAUCCACAAAAUUUGCCAAAUUAUCCGAUAAAAAACGAGCCAAAUAUCGUCGUGAUUAUGAAGAAGAUCUUAUUAAAUAUCGUGAACAAAUGAUACAAUUUCGUACAAAAUAUCCGGAAUUGUUUUCUCAACGUAUGCGAACUGGUGAGAAAAUUGGCCCGGAAAAACCACGUACACCAUUUCAAUUGUAUCGAUUAUCUAAGAUGAAGAAAAUACCAACAGAUACGGAUGAAGAUCCAAAAGCCAUACAGGAUCGAAUACGUGAACAAUGGAAUAAUAUAAGUGAAAAAAAACAUUAUAAAUUUAUUAAAAAAUCACUUAAAGAUCAAGAACGUUAUAAUCAAGAAUUGGAGGAAUUUAUGGCUGCUAAUCCAACAUAUACAGCACCGGUCAUAAUGAAACCAUUAUUGACAAAAAAUGAACAAGAAUUACGACGUCGUUAUCAAGGAAUGCCAAUGAGGCCACCAAAUUCUGGUUAUAUGCUAUUCUCACAGAUAAUGCUUAAAGAAUUCAAAGAUGUUCCAUCUAAAGAAAAAAUGGUACUUGUUGCUAAACGAUGGAAAGAGAUGACCAUUGAGGAACGAUCAAAAUAUAAUGAAGAUGCACAGAAUAUGAUGAGUGAAUAUAUAAGAAAAUUUGAUGAAUACGUCCAUACAUUACCGGAUGAUGAGAAAAAACAGCUACUUAUUGAACAAGGACAUUUUAAAUUACCAAGUGAAAAGAAUAUUUUUUCAUCGAAUAAACAAUUUAUGCCAACAUCAUCGAUUGUAUCGUUAGCCAAAGAAAUGCAGAAAAAAACUGCUGCUAUCGAUCAGACAGCAAUGAUUGCAUAUCAAAUGAAUGAAAUGCAACGGUUAAAACCAAUUUAUAGCGAUAAAACGAAUGCUGAAUUAAUGGAUAUGAUAAAUGAACAAUGGUCAUCAAUGCCAGCAAUACAAAAAACUGAAUAUCUUGAAGUAGCUGAAUCAAUGCAAGAUUUUUUACCAUCAAAUACGAAGACAAAAAAAUCAUCAACAACAACAACGACAGCAACAAGAAGAAAAGAAUCAUCAAAAGAUAUUAAAUUUAAAGAUGUUAAAGAAUCGGAAUUUUUUCUACAAACUGGCCUUCGUAAACCACGUCGUUGUGGUUUUACAACAUAUUGUAGUUCAAUAUUAUCAACAAUGAUUAAUAAAACAACACAGGAACGAAUGCGUUAUGCAUCCGAACAAUGGAAACAAAUGUCAGUGGAACAGAAACAAUAUUAUUUACAAUUACAAUCAAGUAAAUGUGAAAUGUUUGAAAAAUUAUUUAAUCGUUUUAAAAAGGAUGGAACCUUACCAAGUAAAAAAGAGAUGAAAGAAUUUAAUAAAGCUGGAACAAUAACUGCUACUACCGAUGAAAUGUUGGAAUUGUCAGAAAUCAAGAAUGAAAAAGAAAUGAAAAAAGUGAAAAAAAGAAAAUUGGAUAAUAAUAAUGAUGAUGAUGAUUCACGUAAAACAAUCGAAUGGAAUGAGAAUCAAACUUUAUCAUCAUCAUCAUCAUCAUCAUCACCAUCAUUGACAUUAUCAUCAACGUUAAAAUCACUGAAAAAAGCCUCAGCAUUAUCAUCAUCAUCAUCAUCGACAACAACAACAACAACGAUUACACCAAUUGAAUCAUUUUCAUCAACAACAAAAUCAAAGAAAAAAUUUUCCAAUUGUUUAUACGAUGAUUCAUCAUCAUCAAGUGAAAAUGAUGAUGAUGUGAUGGAUUAAUUUUCUCAGUCAAUUUAAAGAUUGAAGAUAUGUCAACAUUUUUUUUUUAAUGAAAAUUUCAAAUGAAAUAAAGUAUUAUUUUGUUUUUUUUUGACUAAAAAACAUUU
Messenger RNA from Dermatophagoides farinae (American house dust mite), 3230 nucleotides. Its product is annotated as nucleolar transcription factor 1. The record is from RefSeq and is a predicted model, not a curated record. Lineage: Eukaryota; Metazoa; Arthropoda; Arachnida; Sarcoptiformes; Pyroglyphidae.